Sphaerulina musiva SO2202 is the source of this 3227-nucleotide messenger RNA. Its product is annotated as bifunctional P-450/NADPH-P450 reductase. The record is from RefSeq and is a predicted model, not a curated record. NCBI's taxonomy places the organism in Eukaryota, Fungi, Ascomycota, Dothideomycetes, Mycosphaerellales, Mycosphaerellaceae. The coding region runs from base 8 to 3127 and encodes 1039 amino acids. Gene Ontology annotation, cellular component: cytosol. The transcript has 2 exons. Gene Ontology annotation, molecular function: flavin adenine dinucleotide binding; iron ion binding; heme binding.
GCCCAUCAUGGCCCUGGCCAAUCUAGGGAAACAAUAUGGCGAGAUUUUCCGUCUAAACAUAGUUGGCCAAAAUUCUGCAUUUGUUUCGAGCCACGCGCUUACGAACGAGUUGUGCGACGAGAAGAGAUUCCACAAGCUUGUCUCUUCCUCACUGGCCGAACUACGAGAAGGUGUAGCGGACGGCCUCUUUACCGCGCAUGACCAUGAAACGAACUGGGAGACUGCGCAUCGAACGUUAGUUCCUGCAUUUGGGCCUAUGAAUAUCAAGGACAUGUUUGGUGAUAUGAAGGAUAUCGCCAGUCAGCUGGUUCUCAAAUUUGCACGCCACGGCAGUGCAUAUAGGAUAUCGGCAACCGAAGAUUUCACGCGCCUGACGCUGGAUACGUUGGCUCUGUGUAGCAUGAAUUAUCGGUUCAAUUCUUUCUAUACCGAAGAAGAGCAUCCGUUCGUCGCGGCAAUGGUGGGAUUCCUCAAGUAUGCGAGCGUUCGAGCAAAACGCCCAGCGUGGAUGCGCACUUUCUACAGCUCGGAUGAGGCCCAGUGGAGGUCUGACAUCGCGUAUAUGAGGAAAUUGAGUGGCGAGCUAGUGCAGCAGCGUCGCGACAAUCCCAAGGCUACGAAUGACCUGCUGAAUGCUAUGCUCAACGGAAAGGAUCCCAAAACAGGGAACAUGCUUCCCGCGGAGUCGAUCAUCGACAAUAUGAUCACAUUUUUGGUUGCCGGGCACGAGACAACAUCUGGCAUGCUCUCAUAUUGUUUCUACCUCCUGCUGAAGAAUCCAGAUGCUUACAGGAAAGCACAGGAAGAGGUCGAUCGAGUGGUGGGCAAAGACAGCAUUCAAUACGAGCAUUUGAACAAAUUGCCUUACAUCACAGCUGUGCUCCGAGAGACAGCGAGGCUACACGCCACGGCCCCGGCAUUCACCCUGACACCGAGAAGCCCGCAUGGAGAGGUGAUUGGCGGCAAAUACUUCCUUGCUCAAGGCGAGCCUGCCGUGAUCCUCCUGCAUAAUGUCCAUCGAGAUCCUGCGGUCUAUGGGGAUGAUGCCGAGGAGUUCAGACCGGAACGAAUGCUGGACGAGAACUUUGCCCAAUUGCCGCCCAACUCAUGGAAGCCAUUCGGGAAUGGUGCUCGUGGUUGCAUCGGAAGACCGUUCGCGUGGCAAGAGAUGAUGCUGGUGCUCCCCAUGCUGCUCCAAUACUUCAAUUUCUCUCUCGAUGACCCCCAGUACACCCUCCAAACCGCCUUCACCCUCACAAUCAAGCCCAAAGACCUUGUGAUCAGGGCUACGCUGCGCGAAGGCUGGACCGCCAGAAAGGUCGAGCAGCACUUGAAUCGGUCCAGCGAUCUGGAAACCAGCACAGCCAAGGCCCAUCCAACUCCUACAGCCCCAACAACACAAGAUAGUGGACAUCCGAUCACGAUUCUGUAUGGCAGCAACAGUGGCACCUGUGAGGCUUUGGCACAUACCUUAGCCGCUGAUGCCAGAGGGCACGGGUUCUUGCCCACCACGGUCGACACACUGGACUCUGCGAAACAGAAUUUGCCUGCAGAUCAACCGAUCGUGAUCAUCACCGCAAGCUACGAAGGUCAACCUACGGACAACGCGGGCCACUUCUACAACUGGCUUCAAAAUGUGACUGAACUCAAGACGUCAUAUGCGGUUUUUGGAUGUGGUCAUAGCGACUGGCGGCAGUCAUUUCAUCGCAUCCCCGCCAGUAUCGACAGUCUUCUCGAGAAGGCCGGGAGCACUCGUAUCUGCAAGAUGGGCUCGGCAGAUGCUGCAAAAGGAGAUAUGAUUUCCGACUUCAACGGCUGGGAGGACGAGACUCUAUGGCCUGCACUGCAGAAGCAAUACACAUGUACAGACAGUGAAACUUCUUCACCUUCUCAUGGCCAAUCCCUUUCGGUGGAGGUCUUCAGCAAGCGGGCGUCCCAUCUUCGAUCAGAUGUAUCAGAAGCCAGGGUGGUUUCUGCAAAAGUGCUAUCCGCACCAGGGGUAGCGCCGAAGAGACACAUUGAGCUUCAACUCCCCAGCGACAUGACAUAUCGCGCAGGAGACUACCUUGCGGUGCUGCCGCUGAACCCUGCGGAAACUGUCCAUCGAGUCCUAGCUCGCUUUUCUCUGCCUUGGGAUGCCAUGCUCUCCAUCACAUCCAAAGACCACACGACUCUGCCCACGGAACAUCCUGUAUCGGCGCAGGACCUGUUCUCGGCAUAUCUCGAACUUUCGCAGCCUGCCACGAAGCGUAACGUCACCAUGCUCAUCGAGGUCAGCCACGAAGAGGCGAUCAAAGAGGAGCUCAAGAAGCUUUCUGACGACUUUGAUGCGGAGAUUACCGCGAAGCGUGUCUCUCUGCUCGACCUGGUAGAACGGUUUCCCACGAUAGCUCUGCCUUUAUCGGCAUUCAUUUCGUCGCUGAUCUCGAUGCGUGUCCGUCAAUAUUCCAUCUCGUCUUCGCCGCUUUCCGAUCAGAAUCGCGCAACACUCACAUAUGCCGUUCUUGAUGAGCCUUCGACUUCAGGGCAGGGACGUCACAUUGGGGUAGCGUCAAAUUACCUCUCACAACUCAAACCUGGAGACAUUGUUCAUGUGGCAGUGAAGCCUUCCCAUGCCUCCUUUCAUCUGCCAUCGAGCCCCGAGACAACUCCAAUCAUUAUGAUAGCUGCUGGCGCCGGCUUGGCGCCCUUCCGCGGGUACAUACAAGAAAGGGCUUCACAGAUUCAGUCUGGGCGGACACUUGCACCAGCACACUUGUACUUUGGGUGUCGAUAUCCCGAUAAGGAUGAUCUCUAUCGCGAUGAGAUUGAUUCCUGGGAGCAAAUCGGAGCAGUAGUCGCGCAUCGAUGCUUUAGCCAAGCGCCAGAGCAGUCUGGCGGCCACAAGCAUGUCGAUGGUCUCAUCCUGCAAGACAAGGAGCUUCUUUCAGAACUAUGGGAAGGGGGCGCAAAAGUCUACGUCUGUGGCAGUCGAGGACUGGGAGACAGCGUGAAGAAGGCAUUUAUCAAGCUGGCAAAAGAAAAGGCUGUCGCCGAUGGCAACAAGAACGCCGAGGACGAUGCCAAAUUGGAGAAGUGGUUCGAAAGUCUCCGCAAUGAGCGUUUCGCCACGGACGUAUUCACUUGAAGUCGUUGUGCUUGGGCGAGGUACAUUGAUUGUGUAGUUAUAGGACAUGUAGGUUGAGAAGUAGAAACCAAAGGGGGUAAGAGACUCCAGAUUACAUAAG